Molecule: messenger RNA, 1572 nt
Organism: Cotesia glomerata
Lineage: Eukaryota; Metazoa; Arthropoda; Insecta; Hymenoptera; Braconidae
Exons: 5
Coding region: 405-1133 (242 amino acids)
Source: RefSeq, a predicted model, not a curated record
UUACCAUCACAAUUGCAUAUCGUUAACCACAUGGGUAAUGAAAGGUUGAGGUUAAGGUUGAGUCAAAACAUUUUUUCAGAGUCAAAAACAAAUAAUUGAAGAGUGAAAUCAAUAAAAAAACAAAAGCAUUAAUUAAUCUAUAAAACUGAUCCAACGGUUUUAAGAAAAAAGUAUUUCAAUAAAUUAAUAAAUUUCCAUUGCUUCUACUUUAUUGGAACUAAGUAUCUAACAGCAAUAAACAAUGACGGAAAAUACAAUAUCAGUUGAAAAAAAGAUUGAUGUCAGUGAUGAUGAAGGAGAAACAAAUAAUCAAGAUCAAGCAGAGACUUUAAAACUUUCUACAUCGGAGUUUAUUAGAAAUAUUACUCCAUUAUCGUCUACUGUUGAAAUUAUCGGGAAAAUAGAUGAAAUUAGUGCUCCAAAAUCUGUCACUUAUAAAUCAGGUGAACAGGGUAUUGUAUUUAAGUUUGUCAUUUGCAAUGAUGAGGGUGUCAGGGUGCAAGUUUUGGUCUGGAACGAAGACAUUGGAAGAGUUAUUCAUUAAUUCAUUAGUUAUUAAUUCGAUCACCAUUGGCUCGGUUAUCCAUAUUGAUGGUGCUUUUUCGAAAUUCAUCUCUCUCGAUAGCGAUUACAACAAUGGUAAUGUCAGUAUAGAAUUGGUUAUACAAUCCAACACCGUAAUUGACACUAUACCAUUAAGUCCAGCAGAAGUGAUACCUGUUGUUGAAGAGGAUUAUCCUCUUAUUACUAUUGAAGAAGCUGAACAAUACUUAAAGAAAAAAAUCCGUAUGCAAGGUUAUGUGAAAACAAAUUUUGAUACUGUUAAGAUUAAAGGCGAAAAUUCGUUCAUUUGCUGUGGAUCAAUGGCUUCAGAGUCUGGUUUUAAAAUUGAAAUUAAGAUAAUUCAGUUCAAAAAACCAUUUAAGAGCCCAUUUAGUAAGGGUGAUCAUAUCGAAGCUGUUGGUAUUAUGAAGAAUUAUUUAAAUCAUGCUACAAUAAUCUUAAAUUCACUGGAAAAUAUGAAAAAACUUGAUGAAAAGAAAAUGCCUCUUCACAAGUUGGUCCUGGCGAACAAAGAAUUAAAAUUCCAGAAUCAAGAUGAAUAUUCCUAUAAAAAACAGAAGAGAUUUUAAGAUUUAAAUAAUUUACAGUGAUUAAUUACGCUCUGAAGAUACAUGCAUAUUUUACUUAAAAUUCAAAAAUUACUUACAUUUUAUGAACUAAUAUUAUCACUUUCAAAUAAUUGUUUAAAGGUAAAAACUGCAAAGUUAAACAGUAACAGAGUAAAGAUAGAUUAUUGAGGUAAUGUUAAACAUUUCUAAUGAAUUGUUUAAAUUUUGUCAUUUCUCUUGGAAUUUUUUUUUUCAUUUUUAUCGAAGUCUUAUCAAAAAUUUAGAUUAUAUUUUGUCAACAAUAAUUACUCAAUUAUCAUUUUGAAUCGGUUAUCGAACUUUGUGCUAAUAAAUUGGAAAAGUUGUCAAAUUUCUGAACUUUAUUAUUGUUUGAAAAAAUAUAUAAAUGACCACAUAAAACAUGAUAAUUGACAACAAUUCAUAUAAAGCAUAAAUUCAU